CUAUGGCCAAUAUUCAAAGGGGAAAAAGGCUCCUAUAAAUCAGGCCACACUGGACCUCUCUGCCAGCAGAGCUACAGCUCAUCUGUGGAAGGAACCUCACCGCCACCAUGAACUUCUCCGGCAAGUACCAGCUGCAAAGCCAGGAAAACUUUGAGGCCUUCAUGAAGGCAGUCGGGCUGCCUGACGACCUCAUCCAGAAGGGGAAGGACAUCAAGGGAGUGUCAGAAAUCGUGCAGAAUGGGAAGCACUUCAAGCUCACCAUCACCACCGGCUCCAAAGUGAUCCAAAACGAGUUCACCUUGGGAGAGGAAUGUGAGCUGGAGACCAUGACUGGGGAGAAGGUCAAGGCAGUGGUUCAGAUGGAAGGUGACAAUAAACUGGUGACAGCUUUCAAAGGCAUCAAGUCCACUACCGAACUCAACGGAGACACAAUCACUAACACCAUGAUAUUGGGUGACAUUGUCUUCAAGAGAAUCAGCAAGAGAAUUUAGACAAGCCUGCAUUUCAUAUACUUUUACUGUGUAAAAUUAAUGUAAUAAAGUAAACUUUGUUUU
This is a messenger RNA of Hipposideros armiger (great roundleaf bat), 554 nucleotides long. RefSeq names its product fatty acid binding protein 1 (gene FABP1). Gene Ontology annotation, molecular function: lipid binding. The record is from RefSeq and is a predicted model, not a curated record. The transcript is spliced from 4 exons. Bases 108 to 491 code for a protein of 127 amino acids. Lineage: Eukaryota; Metazoa; Chordata; Mammalia; Chiroptera; Hipposideridae.